AUGUUCGACCCCACCUUCUUGAACGACGGACACGGCAACAACGUCAAUCUGUCCACCCGCACCUCCACCUCCUCAUCCGCGUUACUCAGCUCCGUCCGCACAGAGCGUCUCGCCCGCGAACACGCCCGCCGUCAAGAACUCGCUGCAAUCAGUCUCCAGAAGCACUGGAGAGGUAAGAAGGAUGUUGACAGGCUGAGAGUGCGGAUACUGGAAGACUUGGAGCAGAAUCUGGCGAGCGACGAAGGGCUGAGCGUUGAGAAGGCCGGGAGGGCCAUGGUCGUGAUGCUGAGAAGUCAGGCCACGGAUAGUGACGAGCUGGCGAGGACACGUAGGGCCAUUGGGGGCUGGUGUGAAGCGGGCCUUAAAGAGGACGAUGGGAAGCCGAGGUUGAUACAACCCUUGGUCGGCGAUCCAGAAUGGGGUGUAGUCCUCGGGUCACUCAGCGUCAAGUUUUUGAGAGUGGUAGAACAUCACCCAACAUCCCCUGAAGUGCCGGGCAUAUUAUCAGGCUUGGAAGCCAUCGUCAGCUUGCGGACCUUUGAUGAUCUACCUCAACAUGCGGUGCCAGACUGGUUGGAUAUCGCUCAACGGCAUGGCUGGGUGGAUACGCUUGUAUCAAUUUCGAGGAAGCUGAUCAAGUCAAGCCCGCCCAAGAAGAAGCAUGCACUGCUCUCUCCCGUUAUCCGUCUAAUCGCAGCUCCCCUCCUGAUGUCACGCAAUAUCUCCGAGCUGGCACCUACGAUCACAGCACUUCUCAAUCAGCUCCUGACCAUUCCGAAUCUCCCUGGUUCCCUCCCUCUCCCUGCCCUCACCUUCAUCUCUGGUCACCUUCACAUCUUUGACAUCUUGAUUCCCUUUGCAUCCCACAACCCGCAUAUCUUAUCUGAACAUGGCUUGUCAGAUGAGUCUGGAAAGACGUAUUUUCUGGCCAACCUCGCCACAUUCGGUAUAUCGGGACAGUUGUUGUCACAAAGUGGUAUCGUUGGCGCUUGUGCCUGGAUGAGCGUUGUCGGUGUAGUACUGAGCGGAGUCAAAGAAGGCUGGGGUAAAUGGGUUGAAGGGAUCGAAGAAGACGAGGAUGUAGUCAUGGCGGUUGUGGAAGAGGACAGUGAUGACGAUGAACAAGGCGGAGCUACAGCAGCUCCUCGCAAACCGACUCGACCUCGACGAGCAGUCCUUCCACAGAAUAUUCGGUCAAAGCUGGUCCAUUUAUCGACGCCAUCCCAUAUGGCAGUUCUCUCGCAAUACGUAUUGUCUCCGCCGCGCAAUGCCCCGCCAACACUGCUCGAAGACUUUUCGUCAUUUUGCAUCGGCCUGUUGAGUGCGUCGAGGGGUAGUCCAAAAUGGGAAACUAUCCUCGACUCUUUGGUGGACGGCAGGAAGGGUCUGGCGCUCAUGAAGAGCAUCUGGAGAGAUGGUGUUAGAGGUUGGUGGGACAGCAGUGAGGAUCCGUCCAUGUGGAAUCAGUUCUCAGAGAACCGCAACGCUCCUGCCCUCCUUCUUCUGACCCAUCUGUACUGCCACUAUCUCCUCUUUACACCCGACGAUGAGUUCUUCUCUCCUUCCCAUAAUCCCUUCACAACCGACGAGGUCCUGCAACUGGCCGUAAUCUGGAGAAAUUUGGCUUUCUGGGGCUACCUGGGCGGCGUUUCAGCUCCCUUGGAAUCCGGGUAUACAAGUCGAGAAAGACAGAAAAAAGAUUUCAAAGGGAGUGAAGAAGCUAGGUCGUUAUUCACCAAGGGUGUGACGCGCGUGGCUGAGAGAAACGCCCGAAACAAGUUCGCUGAUCCUGAGAUCUGGAUGAUGAAUGUCCAAAUGGAUAUGAAAGGCUUUGCGGAGGCAGCAGUGUAUGAAGAUGUCGAAUUGUCUGGUCUCAAUGAUACAGAACCGGAGAUCUCAGACUCCUCCCUUCCCCGCUGGGUGCGUUCCAGGCAACGUUACAGCAAGAGGCAAUUGGCAUACAUAUCUCCUAGGCUGGGUCUGCUCAACAACUUGCCGAUGUCUAUCCCUUUCGAAACGAGGCUGCAAGUCUUCCAGAUGUUUAUCGAAGCGGACAAGACAAAGAUUGGCAUCGACUAUUAUAGCCGACGUCAAAGACUUCCUGCCAAGAUUAGGAGAGAUCACGUUGCGCAAGAUGGCUUUGACGAACUCGCGUCCGCCGGGCCGGCUCUGAAGGGCAGGGUGGAUAUUACGUUCGUGGAUCAGCACGGAAUCACCGAGGCGGGUAUUGAUGGAGGAGGGUUGUAUAAGGAGUUCUUGACCAUGUUGACGAAGGAAGUUUUCGACAGCAAUAGAGGAUUGUGGCUUGUGACCAACCAGAAUGAGCUUUAUCCCAAUCCUCAUCAUUUCGCUUCAGAAUCAUUCAACCUGAGCUGGUAUCGAUUCAUCGGUCAGAUGCUCGGCAAAGCCAUCUACGAUGGCAUCUUGGUCGAUGCUACUUUCGCUGGCUUUUUCCUGGCGAAAUGGCUCGGACGACAGUCUUACCUCGAUGAUCUUGCUUCAUUAGACAAGAGUCUUUACAAGGGUCUUAUCAUCUUGAAGAAUGACCCAAAGCCCGAAGAUAUGGCCCUCACGUUUUCUAUGACUGAGGAAGACUUUGGUGUCCAGAAGCAAGUCGACUUGAUCCCUGGCGGAUCUGAUAUUCCUGUUACUGCAGAUAAUCGACACGAGUAUAUACAGCUGGUCUGCAAAUACAAACUCGACAAACAAAUUGCCGCUCAAAGCAAGGCAUUUUUCCUCGGUCUUUCAGACCUGAUCGAUGCCAAGUGGCUGCGUAUGUUUGAUCAGCAAGAGCUCCAGCAGCUCAUUGGCGGAGAAGAGACCCCAAUCGACCUCAAAGAUCUCCGGGCCCAUUGCCACGUUGACGGGUUUCCCAAUGACACGACGCCUACGCUCUUCUGGAAGGUCGUGGGAAGUUUCACCGAAGAACAGAAGAGAGACCUGCUCCGCUUUGUGACGAGUUGUUCUCGGCCACCUCUUCUUGGGUUCUCGCAGCUUUAUCCUGCGUUUGCAGUCAAGUUUAAUGGAUUGGAUAUGGACCGACUGCCCACUGCAUCGGCUUGCUUCAAUCUCUUGAAGCUUCCUGGCUAUACUAACGAGGCAACUCUCCGAAGUAAGCUAUUGCAAGCCAUCACAUCUGGCGCUGGUUUCGACAUGUCGUGA
Cryptococcus wingfieldii CBS 7118 is the source of this 3162-nucleotide messenger RNA. Its product is annotated as ubiquitin-protein ligase E3 C. Gene Ontology annotation, biological process: protein polyubiquitination; ubiquitin-dependent protein catabolic process. Gene Ontology annotation, molecular function: ubiquitin protein ligase activity. The coding region runs from base 1 to 3162 and encodes 1053 amino acids. The transcript has 18 exons. NCBI's taxonomy places the organism in Eukaryota, Fungi, Basidiomycota, Tremellomycetes, Tremellales, Cryptococcaceae. The record is from RefSeq and is a predicted model, not a curated record.